This is a messenger RNA of Peromyscus leucopus (white-footed mouse), 1826 nucleotides long. RefSeq names its product chromatin target of PRMT1 protein-like. Bases 894 to 1583 code for a protein of 229 amino acids. NCBI's taxonomy places the organism in Eukaryota, Metazoa, Chordata, Mammalia, Rodentia, Cricetidae. The transcript has a single exon. The record is from RefSeq and is a predicted model, not a curated record.
GCACUCCUGACAUAGUGCACAUGGGGACCACGAAGGAGAACUUUAGGGAGCGAGUUUAUUCCUUCCACUGUGGGUUCCAAGGACUGAGCCCAGGCUGUCAGCUUAUAGUCCAGGUACUUUUCCCCACUGAGCCGCCACCUCAUCACCUCGGUGAAAAGUUUAAUUCCCCCGGUUGUGAGUAGCACCACUGAAGUAAUAAGUUGGAGAUGGUAAAAAAACAAAACCAAAAACAAAAAAACCUUUGCCAUUUUGUGGCUGCCGCUUGGUCCACAGGAUGAUGUCAGUUGCUGUACAGAAGAUUUUCAUUUUCUUAAGGUCAGAUUUAUUAAUUGAUGAUUUUAAUGCCUAGUUAAGGGUGUUCUGUUCAGAAAGUCUUUUCCUGUGGAGAUGAGCUCAAGGCUUUUCGCCCACAUUGUCUGCAAUGGUGAUAUAUUAUGUAACAAAUAAAGUUUGCCUGAGGACCAAAGAACAGAGGCAGUCACUAGAUAAUAGAAAGAGAAGAGGAGGCUGUGGAAAACACUUUUAAUCUAGCACUCAGGAGGCAGAGAUCCUUCCGCAUCUCAGUGACUUGAAAGCAACCCUGGAUAAAAAAGGCACUUGCUUGUGCGGGAGCUGUAAGAGAGGAGCCUACUAGCCACCAUUUACAACAAGGUUUUGGACAAAAACAGGAGUUGGUGGUGCCAAUUGUGGUGGCACACAUGAAAAGCAGGAGAGGGCAGGCCCCAGGAGCCGAAAGAGGGGAUAACUAUAUACCAAAACCGAACAGAGUGAGCUUCCCUUCGUAACAUGUAGGCACCAACCCCAAAGUCCAGCUAUAUGAACACAGACCCCAAGGAGGACCACAUAAGCUCAAGUUAUAUUGUCAGUAUCACCAUGGCUCUACUGCUGUAGCCAUGAAAGGAGGCACAGAAGUACCAAAGGCAUGCAUAUCCUUGGAUUAUCUGCAUUUGAAGAGGCCCACAGGGCCAGUGCGCAGAGUUGUGCUCAGAGGCACCACCAAGAUGUCUCUCAAUGAGCGUUUUGCUCAAUUGCGGAAGAACAGACUGCCACAGCCGAUGGCGGCCAACGUCCGGGCCUCGAAGAGGCGGCAGCAGCAGCUGGGCAGUGCCAGAAACAGAAGACUGGCCCUGCAGAUGGAGAGGAGACCCUCUGUCCAGGCAGCGUUAAAUCCUAGGCAGGGCUUCGAGGGGCGCCCGAGUGAGAGGAGCAUCCAAGUCCGUUCAGGAGGUCCCAUGGGUGCCCUUGCCAGGGGAGCGAAAGGAGGAAGAGGCGCAGCUAUCGCCGAGACAGAUGUGCCCCAAGGAGGAGGACUAGGUGGGGGACCUGCCGCCAGGGCCCCGCCCGGGGGCAGGAUGCCACCCCCAGGUCGGGCCAUGUUUGGUCGUGGAAGAGGGGCUUUUGGAGCUCGAGGACGUGGCGGUGGGCGGGGACGCGGCCGAGGGAGAGGUGCCCUCGCUCGCCCAGGACUGACCAAGGAGCAGCUGGACGCCGAACUGGAUGCAUACAUGUCGCAAACCAAGGCGGCCCUGGAUGCUGAAUUGGAUGCCUACAUGGCAGAGGCGGCUCCUGAGACCUGUGACUGAAGCCCGCCUCUUGGACUCUUGUACAAGUCACCACAUCUCUGCCAAAAUCACCAGGAGGAAACAGGAGGAGAAACCGGACAGCUGCUGGGAGGAACUGUCACAACUGGCGCGUUUCUUUGAUGUAAUGCUUGACAGUACAUGUUGUAUACGCUCACAAUAAAUGGUUUUUCUUGCAUUUUGGUUGUGGACUACUUUUGUUAUCUCCUCCCCCUAAAAAAUGAAAAUAUGUUGGUUGGGGUGUGG